Molecule: messenger RNA, 2325 nt
Organism: Venustampulla echinocandica
Lineage: Eukaryota; Fungi; Ascomycota; Leotiomycetes; Helotiales; Pleuroascaceae
Product: putative transport protein sec23 protein
Exons: 8
Coding region: 1-2325 (774 amino acids)
Biological process (GO): endoplasmic reticulum to Golgi vesicle-mediated transport; COPII-coated vesicle cargo loading; intracellular protein transport
Cellular component (GO): COPII vesicle coat; endoplasmic reticulum exit site
Molecular function (GO): zinc ion binding; GTPase activator activity
Source: RefSeq, a predicted model, not a curated record
AUGGAUAUUGAGGCAUUGAAGGAACAGUGGUCGGAGGUUGAAGAUCGAGAUGGACUCCGUCUUAGCUGGAAUGUCUUCCCCAGCUCUCGCAUGGAAGCUUCACGACUGGUUGUCCCCAUUGGUGCACUCUACACACCACUGAAAGAGAAACCUGACACUCCUGUUCUGCAAUUCGAACCAGUUGUUUGCAAGCAGCCAUGUCGAUCUGUCCUGAAUCCCUUCUGUCAAGUGGACGUGCGAGCGCGCCUCUGGAUUUGCCCGUUCUGUUUAUCUCGAAACCCCCUCCCUCCUCACUACAAGGACAUCACUCCGAGUGCCAUCCCUCCCGAACUUCAUACAGCCAAUACUACGAUCGAGUACAGGCUGUCGCGGCCGGCCCCGAGCCCCCCAAUAUUCUUGUAUGUUGUGGAUACUUGCCAGGAAGAGGACAGCUUGGCUUCACUCAAGGAAUCUCUUGUGAUGAGCUUGAGCCUGCUACCUGAAAAUGCCUUGGUGGGCUUAGUGACGUUCGGGACUAUGGCGCAAGUUCACGAGAUUGGCUACACAGAAUGUCCCAAGUCGUACGUAUUCAGGGGCAGCAAAGAUUAUUCCGCGAAACAGGUACAAGAGAUGCUUGGCUUGGUAUCUCCAGGCCUGCGCCCUGGUAUGCAACAACCAGUACCCGGUCGGCCAGUUCCGCCUAUGGGACCAGCUGCGCGAUUCCUCUUGCCCGUGUCGCAAUGCGAGUUUCAGCUCACGAAAGCUUUGGAGCAACUACAAAAGGACCCAUGGCCUGUUUCUAGCGAUAGGAGGAAUCUCAGAUGUACUGGGGUGGCUCUGAGUGUAGCUGUAGGACUCUUGGAGUCUUCCUUCCAAAAUGCUGGCGGACGCAUCAUGUUGUUUGCGGGCGGACCUGCAACUGAGGGACCGGGCCUUGUUGUCGGGCCAGAACUGAGAGAACCGAUUAGAUCGCAUCAUGAUAUCGAUCGAGACAACAUUAAAUACUACAAGAAGGCUCUAAAGUUCUACGACAACCUGGCUAAGAGAACCGCUCAUAACGGACACAUUAUCGAUAUCUUUGCAGGCUGUUUGGACCAAGUUGGUCUGCUGGAGAUGAAAGGGCUGUCAAACUCUACCGGUGGACAUAUGAUUCUGACUGAUAGUUUUACCUCGUCCAUGUUCAAGCAAUCGUUCGUCCGCGUUUUUGAGAAAGAUGCGGAUGACAAUCUUCUCAUGGGCUUCAAUGCUUCUCUUGAAGUUCUAACAACGAAAGAGUUGAAGGUUACCGGAUUAAUUGGGCACGCAGUAUCAAUGAACAAGAAAUCGACAUCGGUGGGCGAGACUGAGUGUGGCAUCGGUAAUACAUGUUCUUGGAAGAUGUGCGGUAUUGAUCCCAAGUCAAGUUACGGUAUAUAUUUCGAGAUUGCGAGCCAAGGCGGCCCUGCACAACAUCAACAAACGCCCCAAAAAGGCAUGAUGCAGUUUCUGACUUACUAUCAACAUUCAUCCGGCCAAUUUCAUCUACGGGUCACAACGGUCGCCCGGAAUCUCAGCGGCCCAGCUGGCGAUCCGGCCAUUGCACAAUCAUUUGAUCAAGAGACUGCUGCGGUUCUUAUGUCAAGAAUUGCCGUAUUUAAAGCCGACGUUGACGAUGGACCCGAUGUUCUACGAUGGGUGGACCGAAUGCUAAUUCGACUCUGCUCACGAUUUGCCGACUAUCGGAAGGAUGAUCCAUCAUCAUUCCGGUUGGAAAAGAACUUCACUCUCUAUCCACAGUUCAUGUUCCACCUGAGACGAAGCCAGUUCCUCCAAGUGUUCAACAACUCCCCAGAUGAGACUGCCUUCUAUAGACAUGUCCUUAAUCAUGAAGAUGUCAGCAACUCUCUCAUCAUGAUUCAGCCAACCUUGGACUCGUACACAUUCGAUCAGGAUGGCGGCCAACCAGUCCUCCUUGAUUCUACUUCGAUUCAGCCUACACACAUCCUCUUGCUGGAUACUUUCUUCCACAUUUUGAUCUUCCACGGAGAGACUGUCGCCGACUGGAGAAAGGCAGGUUACCAAGAGCAAGAGGGUUACGAGAACUUCGCCUCACUCCUCGAGCAACCGAAGGAGGAUGCUAGGGACCUUAUUACUGACCGGUUCCCACUACCCCGGUUCAUUGUCUGUGACGCGGGUGGCUCACAAGCACGCUUCUUGCUAUCUAAGCUUAACCCCUCCACGACUCACACCACCGGCGCUUAUGGUGGUGUUGGUGCACAGACUGCGCAGACCAUUUUCACGGACGAUGUUUCUCUCCAGACCUUCAUGGACCAUUUGAUGAAGCUUGCGGUUAGCGGUACCAACUGA